Messenger RNA from Pseudomyrmex gracilis, 1458 nucleotides. Its product is annotated as odorant receptor Or2-like. The record is from RefSeq and is a predicted model, not a curated record. The transcript has 6 exons. Gene Ontology annotation, cellular component: plasma membrane. The annotation marks the transcript as partial. NCBI's taxonomy places the organism in Eukaryota, Metazoa, Arthropoda, Insecta, Hymenoptera, Formicidae. Gene Ontology annotation, biological process: sensory perception of smell; detection of chemical stimulus involved in sensory perception of smell. Gene Ontology annotation, molecular function: olfactory receptor activity; odorant binding.
AUCGGAAUAUCUCACGAGAUUUAUCGAAACAUUUUGGAAUUAGGAACAGAUUUUGAGUGGGCGGUGCAAUUGAAUCGAUAUAGUCUAGAAUUGAUCGGACUUUGGCCCAAGUCGAAGCGAACCAGACGAGAGAAACUUUUGUGUAAUUCACGCGCACUUAUCACUUUCUUCGCGGCGAUAUCGAUUCUAAUUCCUAUUGUGCAUUCUCUGAUAAAGAUCCACUCGGACAUUAUACUGGUGAUAGAUAAUCUGCAGUUCACUCUGCCAAUCACCACUUCUGCGGUGAGAAUCGUGAUUUUCUGGUGGAAGAAAGAAGCUAUUACAUCACUGACAGAUAUGAUGGCGAACGAUUGGAGGAAACCGAGAAUAUGGCGGGAACGAACGGCAAUGAUCGCGAGAGCGCAAACUGCGCGCGUAAUUACCAAAUGCGCGUAUUGCAUAAUGAUAGUUACUGUGAUUUUCGGGAUCGUUAUGCCCGCUUACGGCAUCUCGUUCAAAUUCGAUACAAACAUCACCGAUUCGAACAGACUGCUGCCGUUGCCAGGGUAUUAUAUUUACGACGUAGCGAGAAGUCCGCAAUACGAGUUGACGUACAUCAUGGAAGGUGUCUUUCUGUUUUUGUGUAUCGUGGCCUACACCGCCAUUGACAAUUUUCUCAGUCUCAUGGUGUUCCACAUCUCCGGUCAAUUGGACAUUCUGAAGGAUCGCGUCACACGUCUAGAUCAGAUCGCAAAUUUUGCCGCCGCUCUGAAGGAUUGCGUAAUGGAUCACACGCGAUUACUCAGAGCUAUUUCUAUUAUAGAAGACACAUUCAAUAAAAUACUAUUAAUUUUGUUUCUAUAUUUCGGUAUUCUCUUCGCUUGUUACGGAGCUUUAAUGAGCAACCUGUUUCAAAAUGGAAAUCAUCUUUCAUAUUCCGGUUUGGCGUAUCUGGUUAUUGUUAGCAACGUAUUCGGUCACAUGUGCGUCUACUGUGCUGUAGGCGAAAUUUUAACGGCGCAGUGCGGUAAAAUCCAUUACGCUGCGUAUUAUAAUAAAUGGUAUAAUCUGGAUCCAAAACUUAUGCGUAACGUGGUGCUGUUAAUGGUCAGAAGCAAGAAGCCUUUUUAUUUAAGCGCUGGAAAAGUAUUUCCUUUGACGAUGGCCACGUUUUGCAACGUAAUUAAAACAUCAGCUGGAUACAUAUCCGUUUUACUUACAACAAAAAGUUAACCGAUAAAAUAUAUUUACAGUGUGUUCAACUUUAUUGUUAAAGCAUACCUACCUGUUGCGAGAUGUUUAUAACGUCAGUUACAAAUUUCUCUCUAAGAAACCAUUUGUUGUUGUGUAGUACGAGUGUUUAAAAUGUAUCUUAACCGGAACGUGUUUUCCUUCGAUUGUAUUCUACUGUUGGUAAUUAUUUUAAAAAAAGAUCAGAAUUGUGAAAACAAUUUCUGCCAGAAUUCUAUUCAAUGUGAA